This is a messenger RNA of Theobroma umbraticum, 2231 nucleotides long. RefSeq names its product RNApolymerase sigma subunit 2 (gene SIG2). The record is from RefSeq and is a predicted model, not a curated record. Gene Ontology annotation, molecular function: DNA-binding transcription factor activity. NCBI's taxonomy places the organism in Eukaryota, Viridiplantae, Streptophyta, Magnoliopsida, Malvales, Malvaceae. Gene Ontology annotation, biological process: regulation of DNA-templated transcription; DNA-templated transcription initiation.
CCGUUGCACCUCUCUCAUCCUCAGGCGAUCCUUCUCCCCCUUAUCCUCUUAUUUAUCACGAUACACCCUUUACCCUUCUAUUAAAUUCUCUUCUUUUCUCUUCUCCUUCCUUAUUUCCUUCACCUUGGCACUGCCUGGAGACUGAUAAGCAACACCCAUUUUCCUUUUUUCUCUUCUUUAGAGGAUCCAUAUCAAUGGGCUGUAGAGAAGAAAAUGGCAUUUGACUUGUUUGCUGUCUUUUCUUUUGUUUAAGGAUAUUCGUUAGAAGCCGGAAGGGAAGUGUAGGGGAAAGGAGAGGAUGUCCUGUUUGUUGCCACAGUUCAAGUGCCAACCUGACACUUUUUCUAUCCAAUUCAGAACUCACCACUCUCACCAUUCAAAACAUAAAGAACAUAUAUGUUUCCGGACACAGUGUGUUUUAUCUACUACUUCAUCAUCAACGUCAGCAAUGACAACUGCAGUGCUUGAUGUAGAGAAGUUAAGGUUACCAUCUUUUGAAGCUCAUCCAAAUUCUGUUGCGGCUGAUAGACCAUGGACAUAUAUAGGGGCAACUGGUCCACCCUCAGAGGCAAGCUUGGCAGCAACUUUAGCUACCGAAAAUCUUCUCACUAGUGAUGAGGCUGUAAUUGCUGCUGCUGCUGCUGAAUCAGUAGCUCUUGCACGAGCAGCUGUUAAGGUUGCAAAGGAUGCUGCCUUGAUGGCUAAGAACUACAAUUAUGCAAAAACAGAAAUGAAAUCUGGAGUCUCAUCUGCAACUGAUACUUUCACGUCCAAGUGGGCUUUGUUUACAGAAGCAGAGAGGGCUGGUAUUAUUGGAGAUUCCCCCACAGAUGAAAGUGAAAUGGAAGAAGAUGAUUCUGAGCAAAACGCCACAACAGAAUCUGAUGAACUAGAGCCCACAAAUGAAGAACUUGAACUCCUUGAGGAACAAUUAUCAAGAAGUAUAAUAGUUAGGUCAAGGCGCCAAACUGAACGAAAAGCCAAAAGAACAAGAGCAGCAGAGAAGGCUGCUGUUAAUGUUGUUUCUGUGAAGUCAGGUUCUACCAACAGAAAAAAGCGUGGUGCUUUGCAAGAUGUAGACUACUCUGAUCCAUUGCAUUACUUGAGAGUGACUACCAGUACUUCCAGGCUUCUUACUGCUAAUGAAGAACUUGAGUUGUCGGAAGGAAUACAGGACCUACUGAAACUGGAAAGGCUCCAGGAGGAGCUUGCAGAGCGAUGUGGAGGACAGCCAACCUUUGCACAGUGGGCUGCUGCUGCUGGAGUUGAUCAGAAGACCCUGAGAUCACGCUUAAAUUAUGGUGUACUUUGCAAGGACAAAAUGAUCAAAAGCAACAUACGGCUUGUUAUUUCAAUUGCAAAAAAUUAUCAGGGAGCUGGAAUGAAUCUCCAAGAUCUUGUUCAGGAAGGAUGCCGGGGUCUCAUAAGAGGUGCUGAGAAAUUUGAUGCUUCUAAAGGUUUCAAGUUCUCAACUUACGCUCACUGGUGGAUUAAACAAGCUGUACGGAAGUCUCUCUCUGAUCAGUCAAGGACAAUUCGCUUGCCAUUUCACAUGGUUGAGGCAACAUAUAGAGUGAGAGAGGCUAGAAAGCAUUUGUACAGUGAAAAUGGAAGACACCCUGACAAUGAAGAAGUUGCAAAGGCCACUGGGCUCUCCAUGAAGAGGCUCACUGCCGUUCUACUCACUCCAAAGGCUCCUAGAUCUCUUGAUCAGAAGAUUGGGAUCAACCAAAAUCUCAAACCUUCGGAAGUAAUUGCAGAUCCUGAAGCAGAAACAGCCGAAGAUAUGCUGAUCAAGCAGUUCAUGAGGAAAGAUCUGGAGAAGGUGUUGGACAGUCUGAGUCAAAGAGAGAGGCAGGUCAUCAGAUGGAGGUUUGGAAUGGAGGAUGGAAGGAUGAAAACUUUACAAGAAAUCGGUGAGUUAAUGGGUGUAAGCAGAGAAAGAAUCCGGCAAAUCGAGUCAUGUGCCUUCCGGAAGUUGAAGAACAAAAAGAGAACAAAACAUUUGCAGCAAUAUUUGCUUUCAUACGCCUCAUAAAAAUAUCCAGGAUUCAGAUUACUAAUGGACCUGCCAGCAUGAAUAGUUGAGGUUCAAAAGGCUUGUUUAAGAAAUACUUAGUCCUUUUACAUUAGCCAGCGAUACAAAUGUAUCUUCACUUUUAGGUGUACCUACAAAUGGUUGUUCAUAGAAAACACAGAAUUUUUUGAAUGAAGCAUUUCACAUUUUUUUA